CUACGUAGGGGUGAAAGGUCACCGGGUCCUGACGUGCGCUGUUUAGUUUGGCGCCAGCAUUUUUCGCGCGGGGAGCUGGCGAGCUGGAAGGAGCAGAAGAAGGGGCGAAGGAAAAAAAGAAAAUCAAAAAUAACGCAAGAAGUGAGCGGGACGGGGACAAUCCGCCGACAUAUCUCGUGUUCGCAGUCCUCGCUCGGCGUUUGGCCCUCCGUACAGUUAUGUCUGAAUAACUGAGGUGGAAGUGUGUGACGAUGAUGGCCACCGUUCAACCAGCCAGCUCGAGCCUGAUUCCUCUGUUGGAGUCACUUGAAGAUUCUUCGGUAUCUCCGACAGAGCAUAUCGAUGCCUAUCUCACUAUUGCCAACCGCCUCAGUGGAGAGGAGGGACAGCAGUUUAUUGUUGCGGUUGGCGCGCACUUUUCACGUCUAUGUACAGCAUUUAAGGGUCAUAUUUCAAGUUCAAAUCCAGAACUUAGUCAAGCUGCUCUUCAGGCCUUGGGGUUUUCUGUAUUUCACAGCAGUAUUGCCUCUGGGCUAACAGAAAAUUAUGUGGAAGAGCUGCUCACGUCCCUUAGUUCCAUUGCGGUCAAGUCCAGUGAUAAGAACACUUGUACAAGAGCACUAUGGGUGAUAGCCAAACAAAAUUUUCCUCCUGAGUUUGUGGGGAAAAAGGUUCCUGAUAUUCUUACAACAUUGGAAACUGUGCAUUCCAGGGAAGAUGUGCAGUCAGUGGUGAUGGAGCACGAAGCACUAAAUGUUGUUAUUAGGCUGUUGGAGCAGACCUCAUCUCAAAUGGGAGAGGGGGCAGUCAGGUGGGCGAAGCUGAUCAUUCCCUUGGUGGUUCAUUCGGCUCCCAAGGUGCGCCUGCGGGCAGCCGCAGCACUCGAACUGGGGAUGCCCCUGUUAGUGGAGAAGCAACAGGAGGUAGCAGCCAUCACGGAGCCUCUUAUGUCCUCUAAACUUAUACCUGAACUGCAGAAGCUUUUCUCAUCAAAGAAUGAGACCAACGUGUUGAAACUUUGGCCUUUAUUUGUUCGACUGCUGGGCAAGUCUUUACAUCGUGGAGGAACUUUUAUUAAUUCUCUUUUGCACUUGGAAGAGCUCGGGUUUCGCAGCAGUUCUCCAGUAGUAAAGAAAAUUGCUUUUAUUGCUUGGAAAAGUUUGAUUGAUAACUUUGCUUUAAAUCCAGAAAUUCUUUGCAGUACAAAGAGAUUAAAGUUGCUGAUGCAGCCUCUCUGCUCCAUACAAGUGAGGACUGAAGCACUGCUGCUUACUAAAUUGGAAGUCUGGUGGUAUCUGGCAGUGAAGCUUGGACCCCAUUUUGCAGCCAAUUUUGAGCAGGUUGGAAUCCCCCUAAUUCAAAGCACACUGAGUGCAGGUUCUCCUACUACGCCCACUUCCGGAAAUGCAAGAGGUUCUCCCAACCAGACCAUUGGUGCUUCUCCAGCUUCUUCUAAAGCUGGUUCAUUUGGAAGCCCGUCGGCUUCUCGUCUUAACCUUAACAACAGCAUGCAAGGUGCCGGCCUGCCCGCAUAUCCAUCAAUUCAGCUCCUGGGUGUUGAAAUGCUGCUUCAUUUCUUUUGUGGUCCUGAUGUCUCUACUGCUGUUGUGCAGAACAAACUUCAUCUCAGUCUCGAGCCGCUCACUCAUCCGUUAAUCUCCAGCAGUUCAUUUUUUUGCAAGCAUGCUGGUGUUCUGAUAAAUGGUGUUCAAGAAGGUUUUACUGCGGUCGGGAAGGAAGCUUCAAACUAUAUGCUUCUCCUCAUCUGGAAGAAAAUGAUUUCUUGUGUAAUGCUGGCAAUAGAAACGGGCAAUAAGAAGGAGCGUCAAGGCUCGGAGGUUUUGACUCUUCUCCUGCAAGCUUUAAAGCACAUAGUCACUUUGGAAGCACUUCCUCCACCUAAAGUACUGUGCCUGCUUGAAGCCACUGUGAAAGGAAUCCCCCCCAAGGUCCUGGGGUCCCCAGCCUAUCAGGUAGCCAAUAUGGAUGUGUUAAAUGGGACGCCGGCCUUGUUCUUGAUUAUCCUGUUCUUUCAGGGAGGCCUCUUAGAGUCGUUUGUAAUGGAUGAGAGGUUUUACACGUGUAUGGAGACUUUAGUCGGCUCUGGUCUGUGUGGCCCCACAUCUCCUCUGGCCUUCAGCGAGUCUGUCCUCAGUGUUAUUAACCAGAAUGCCUCUUUAGUGACCAACAAGGAGCAUCUUUGGAGAAUGUGGAGCAUCGUAGUCAAUCCUUUAAAAGAAAGCAUCACUCAGACUAAUGAAGUGAAUCAAGGAGAUGCCUUGGAAUAUAACUUUACUGCAAUUUAUAGCGCCUUAAUGCUGCCAAUUACGCAUCUUGUGACAGUCAAAGGAUUCCCUCAGGCCACGAUGAAGACUCUCCUGAAGACCUGGUCCGAGUUCUACAAGACGUUUGCCCGCUGCUCUGAACUGGUCGCCACAGCCGAAGAGAAUAUUUGUUGUGAAGAACUUUGUGCUAAGAUAAUGCAGGGUUUGGAAAAUAAUGAUCUUUUGAAUUCAUUGACGUUAGAGGCCUUUGUGAAUAUCUUACUGGUGAUGAUUGAGUGCAUCAACUUCUCACCUUACACUCCAAAGUUUCAGCAAAAAAACAAAUCACCUCAUACACCGUCCAGUUGGAAGAGAAAGAAGAAUAAGCCCCUUGGAAAUUUAACCUCCUUCAUGAAGAUCCUAGCUUUAGCCAUGAACUCGUUCCACAAAGUGGGAAUUUCGGACACGGCUGUGGACUCCUCCGUUCCUUCAGUGGGCAGUGCUGGGAUGACUUUGCUCAGCAUUCUGUCAGCGUUGUUCUGUAAUUUGUCUCUGGCACAACCCAUACAGGAGGUCCUUUCCAGCCUGACGAAGCCAAUGGCAGCCUUCUACGAAAGAACUGCGAAGACAUCCAGUGAACUUCCGAAGAUCUACGCCAACCUUGGACAAAAGCUGGAAAAACUGCUGUCGGACGUCUUUUCCUGCUUGCAGUCCAAGUUUACAGCUGCUUAUGACGACGAAUUGUUAGAGAAGAUGGCACCUGUUUUAAGAGUCACCUUUCUUCAUAAGAACAAACAGAUACAAAGCCAGACGGCGCAGUUCUGGAACUCGACCUUUGCGAAGGCCGCUACCCUGCGUUAUCCAGAGGAGCUGAAGGCCGUCUUAAACCAGGUGAGGCAGAAGAUUCCCAUCAUUCUGCCCGGCUUUGAAGCUGUGGAGAUGGCGGACUCCUUGAGUGGACCCUCGUCCGACAUUUGUGACAACUCUCAGUUGGACAUCAAAAUCAGUGGCAUGGAAUUAAAGUCGACCGGAAAGCGCGAGUCGCUGCUUACGAACGCAGAAGAAGUUAAAGAGAAGAGCGCCGGCCAUUCCAAAGCCGUCUCAGUAAAACUGGAUUUUGGUUCUGUGAAAAGUCCACGCAAAAUGUUGCUUCUGGAUGAAGAAAAAUCUGUGGAUUUUGUUUUCAUUCCUCCAGAGCAAAAGAAAAGAACGCUAACAGAACACCAAAAGGAAGUUCUGCGGACAAAGAGGGUUGAUAUUCCUGCCAUGUACAACAACCUUGACGCCUCUCAGGACACCACGCUGUUCACCCAGUACACCCAAAGCCAAGAAGACGCUGCGGCGACACUAAGUGAGGAUUCAGUGGGAAAAAACCAGAAAGAAGCCUCCGAGGACCCUGAGGAUACAUCUGAAGAGGUAAAGCAAAAAGCAGCAGAAGAUGGUCUGGUGAGGCCUUCAUCGGCUGAUGUGGUCUGCGGUGAUGAAGAUGACAGAGUUGUGUCCUCCACAGCAGAACAUCCACAAGCUGAUGGGUCCACAUCUGAAAACGGCGUGUGUGACGCCAGAAAGGAGGCGGACGUUUCGGUGGAAGACAGCAGCGUGAACGUCAGCAGCAGUUCCACCUCGUCGGACGUUGUGUCAGGGACGCCCCAGAAACCUGCCAGCCGAAGGCAGUCCUUUAUUACGCUGGAGAAGUUCAACCUGUCCAACUCCAAGGCUCCUAGCCCUGCUCGAGCCAAAACGUGUGCACAGUCCAGUCCCACCAUUUCAAAACCCGACAGCACAGAACCAUUGGAGGAGGACCCCAAAGAAACUGCAAUCCCAGCCGAGAAAGACCCUCAAACUCGGGGAGAAAAUGGGCCAUGUCUUGGGGACGUUCAUUUGAAACCGGCGCAAGAGAAUACAAGCCAGUGUGACAAAAUGACGGAGAAGCAAAGCCGAAACGAAGAGGCGGGUGACGCAAAGGCCGACGAGAAGUCCGAGACCAGCGACGUCCUGGAGGACUGCAUCCCAGACACGCAGAGCCAACCUCAGGAGGGUGGGCCAAAGGACGAGCAGGACAGAAGAAAGGAGAGUCAGGCCUCGGCUAAAAUGGAACUGUCGGCCGAGUCCAAAGAGAAUACGCCUCCGGAGGAGUCCGGCGAUGACAAAGGCAACCGAGAGUCCCAGAAUCUGUCCAGUCAGAGCGAGCCCAGGCGCUCGUCGAGACAGCGCAACAAACCGGUGAGGCCCGGAGAGAGGCCCGCAGAGAGCUCCGAAAGCCAGGAGAAAGAGGUCAAGGUCAAGCUGAAGAGGGGCCCGAAGAGCAAGGACGAAAAGAUGGCGGACAGAACGAUCCUGUCCGACGGAGAGCCGGCCAGAGACCUUCAGGGGUCCUCUCUGUCCCAAGAGGACUUGGGUGUGAAGAGCGAGGACAGGGUGACGAAGAGCUCCGUCACAAGCACCCCUGCGGGGAACGCGGACGCAUCGCACGAGGCAGAAGGAAACAAAGCGGCCCCUAAAGACCGAGUCCGGUACGUGACCAGGAGGUCCUCUCAGGGCCUGCUGUCCAGCAUUGAAAACUCCGAGUCUGACAGCUCCGAGCCCCUUGAGGACGGCGAAAAGUUGAAAAGGCCCGGCAGGGGCAGAAAGCCAAAGAAAGCGGCCAAGCUGGCCGAUCUGAAGACGUCGAGUGAUAAAUCCAAAGUGGUCGUGAGUGACGUGUCCAGCCCGGUCAUCCCGCCCUCCACGGGGGGCACCAGUGACCAGGAUACACAGAAGAGUGAAGAGAAGGAAAACUCCAAAGUCGACAUUGGCAGCGACAGCAAGCCGCCCGGCGCAGAUCUGUCCGAGCUGAAAGACGCCUCGCAGACGACGAGUGUGCCAAGUGUGCCCGCCGCCGCCUGUAAUAACAAAACGUACAGCGUGCACAGGACACUUAGUGAGCCCUCGAAGCGGGCCAAUCAGACUUUUACCAUCGCCAGCGACUUAACUGCCAUGCUGGACAGCAUGGCGACCGAGCCGACGGCUAGCGAGUACACGUCUGUGUUCCUGAGCUCGGCGAAGAGCCCCCCGGUGCACGUGUGCACUCACAGCCGCAGAGGCAGGGGGCGUAAGCGCUCCCGAGUGUGUAACUGUAGUUUAGACGCCGACGUGUCCCAGCAGCACAAGGUGCCCUGCAGUGGACAGGAGGUCAAGAUGUGCCAUGGCGACAAACCGGACCUGUCCUCCAUAGGCUCCCAGUUUGAAGACAGUGACUUAGUGGAGCCCAAUGCCAUGAGCACGCCCCUUCAUGCAAACAAGGACCCCGCCUUCUUCAGUAGCCCCGCCUACCAGGUGUCCUCCGAUGAAGACAAGAAGACUCUGAGCGAGUCCUCGGGUGGAGACGUCCAUCAGACUGUCGUCGGGGUAUCCGACUUAAGUGAAAAUGUAACCGUGCAGCAGAAAACCGAAACUCGGGCAACAUCUGACGUGCUAGAGGACGAGGGGUCCGUCAGGGGACAGGAGGACUUCUUGAUAGGAGAAAAUGAUCAGCAGCCGCCACUGCAGGAUCUGAUACAAACCUCACCAGGAAAGGAGGGGGACCACCUGUCUGACUCGGUGGGCGGUGCCGAGGACGAGCUCACCCAAGCAACCCACCUUGAAGGACUUGCUGCCAAGGAGAACGUUUCACCUGUGGACGCCGAGCCUGCCGCAGACACUUUAGAGCCCAAGGACCCCAUGCCAGAGGCAACCAGGUUAGGGUCUCCUCAGCAGGCCAAGGCUCCCCUUGGGGAUCACGUGCUGGAGAUGAUGGACCACAGUCCCAACGGCGCCAAGCCCAAAGGAGCCUGGUCUCCUACGGCAUCACCUUCUACCAGUAUUCUGAAGAAGGGCUUGAAGAGGUCUCUGGAGGACGACUCUCCGUCACCUCUGACUAAGACUCGGCGAGUGUCGUUUGCCAAUCCCCUCUACCAACAGGAACUGGCGGAUGACAUUGACCGACGCAGUCCGGUUAUAAGGCCAUCUUCUAACGGCUCCCCGAGAGCCAGAAGCCCCGUCACCCAGUCUGGGCAGCAAAAGCUCAUCACCACCCCGACCAAAGGCUUUCUGUCACGAAGUCCCCGCGGCCUGCAGAGUCCAGGAUUCAAGAGCUCCAAGAAGUGCCUGAUAUCGGAAAUGAGCAAAGAGUCCAAACCGAUUGCCACCGAUUGUGUGUACCCGGCCCUGGUGAGCUGCUCGGUGCCCGUGGAGGCCGUCCUGCCACAGCUGACCUCCAAUAUGUGGGCGCGAGGUUUGGGUCAGCUGGUGAGAGCCAAGAACAUCAAGACGGUUGGCGACCUGAGUGCCCUGACGCCCAGCGAGAUCAAAACUCUGCCCAUCCGCUCCCCUAAACUCUCCAACGUAAAGAGAGCCCUCAAGUCCUUCUAUGAACAGCAGCGGAAGCUGCGGGGCGCCGAUGAGCUCAAAGGCUUCGACGAAACGGAAAAAACUGACCAGUGAACCCGAAGAUGAAAAGGACCAGCUGGGCAGCGAGAAGCUCGAGACCAGUCUGGUGGACGCCCCCCCCGCAGAGGUGUCGGAUGCCAAGCCGGCGGUGGACCUCCCUUCGGACGUGGAAGCCCUGGGCGCUCGGUUCGCCUCUGAAGGCCUGGACCAGUACUCGGGCGGGCAGCUCCUGGCGAUGCACCGGCGGCUGAGCGGCAUGAUGGACGGUAUUGUGACGCACAUGCAGUCCCGCCUGGGGGCCGCCACGCCGGAGGGCUCCGUGUGAAGCCGGGCAUCGUGGAGCGACUGGCGCGCGCCUUCAUAGACACUGGAUUUUUAUUUUUUUUUGAUUAGAUUGGGAAGUUCAACCAGAGCACUGCACACUAAAAAUAAUCAAAGACUUGACCGAGAGACCUGGACAGCCCCCCGCUGAGCCCCCCAAACGCCUUCUUACAGUACGUCUCGUUUUAUUGUGUAUUUUGGAAUAAAGGAGCAUACAUUCCUAUAA
Messenger RNA from Erpetoichthys calabaricus (reedfish), 7218 nucleotides. RefSeq names its product replication timing regulatory factor 1 (gene rif1). Lineage: Eukaryota; Metazoa; Chordata; Cladistia; Polypteriformes; Polypteridae. Gene Ontology annotation, cellular component: nucleus. The coding region runs from base 252 to 6725 and encodes 2157 amino acids. The transcript is spliced from 36 exons. The record is from RefSeq and is a predicted model, not a curated record. Gene Ontology annotation, biological process: telomere maintenance.